CAAAAAAAUAUUUAAAAUUUAAAAAAAUGUGAAAAAUUAUUAAAAAUUUAAAAUUUUCUUAUAAUUUUUUUCGUUCUUCAAAAUAAAUUCCAUAAAUAAAUAAUAAUGUUAAUAUAGUAAAAAAAUUUUAAUAAUAAGUAUCGUAAUUAUUAAUUAAUUAAUAAUAAUAAAAUUUAUAAUUUAAUAUAAUAAUUAUAUUAUAGCUAUACUAAUAAUUAAUAUAGGAGAAAAAUAUUUUUUGAAAUAAUGAAAAUUUGUGAUAAAAAAAUCUCGUGACGUAUGGCGAUGUAUUAUUACGCUAGUAAAAUAUCCGCGAUUGCAUGUGGUACAAGAUGUAAACAAAGUGUAUUACAAAAAUCAAGAGGACAACGUGAUCGUGAUAAAAUUCUAUAUGAGCAAUCAUCAAUAAUAAAAGGUUUUAGUACCAGUAUGAAAGAUAUAAGUAGUGAAGAAAAAAUUGAAAUUAGUUUUACACAAGAGGUUUCAUCACCAUUUAAAUUGAAAUCAUCAGAUAUAAGUUGCAAUGGGACCACUAGCUUUGAUGAUUGUAUGAAUAGAAAUAGAGUUAAAUUAUCAACAUUUUCAUCUUCUUCUAAGGAUAUCAAUGAGUGUUCUGUACUUGGUCCUGGAGGUAUAAUGUACGUAAAUGGAAGAAUUGUUUCUGGACCGUUUGAUUCAUUAGUUGAUAUCCUUGUGCCUAAAACAGUGGAAGAAUUAGAUAAGGAAUUCAUAUUUUCAUUUUUAUUAUCAUCGCGUUUAUUUAUACGACCCCAUGAGCUACUAGGUAAACUAUUAUCCUCUGUACCUGAAGAUGAAUCUCUAGGUCCUUUAGUUGGUUUAUUAGGUAUAUGGACAAAUAAAUUUCCUUAUGACUUUCGUGAUGAAAGGAUAAUGAAUCAUGUUAAACAUAUCGUUUCUAGAUGUUCAAAUACAGGGUUAGAGGAAUUAGUUUCAGAAAUGUUGAGUGCCUUGUUAAAUCGUUUGACUGAUUUAGAAAAACAUGAAGAAGACUUAAGAGCUUGCCAAAAUACUGAAAAAAUAGAUAAAAAAAUUCAAAGUCCAACAUCAUCACAAUUUGCACAAAUUUUAUGUCGAGCUGAAAGAAAAUUAGCAAAACAUGUUGGUCCCGAAGAAUUUUUACAAUGUAGUAGUAAUAUUCUAUUGGAUAGACAGGCGAAAAACAAAUGGGAUCAACCAUCAACAUCAGGUGGACCUUUAGGUGUACAAGAUCCAAAGAAAACUUGUAAUUUAGAAACAUAUCUGGAUUGGUCAGCUCGUCUACGAUUAUUUGUAUGUAAUGAUAUUUUAAAGUGUAAUGGUAUAAGAGACCGUAGUAAAAUUGUUGAAUUAUGGAGUGGUGUUGCACAAUACUGCCUUUUAGUUGGAAAUUAUAACAGUGCUACUGUUAUUCUAGAAUCUUUAGAAUCACCUCCGAUUGCUCGGCUGAAAGUAACGUGGAGUAAAUUAUCAACAACAUGCCAGCAAUUAGAUUGUAUGCAACGACACGCUGAAGGAUAUGGAGAUUUAUGGAGUAAACAAACCAUAAUUUUAAAUGAAAAAAAUAAAUUUUUACAAAAUAAUGUUAAUAAUAUAGUAGAAACCAAAUCACAUCAAAUAUCAAAAAUUUCAUUAAAAAAUAAACAACAAUCAUCAAAUAUGUAUGAAAAUAGUAGUGGUUCAAUAUUAAUAAAUACAUCCGGUUCUAAUUUAACUGGAACAUCAACAUUAUUAGGAAAAUCAAUAAAUUCAUCUGCAUCUAUACAUUUAAAUGAUAUAGAUGGAGUAGCAAAUGAAAUGGAAUUACAAAAUGUAAAUAGUAGUACAAUAGAAAUAUCUAAUUCAACAAAAAAUAAAAUAAAAUCAAAUGAUUGGGUUGUUAUACCAGUUUUCUCUGACAUCGUCAAAUUAGCACUUACAGUUCGAGAAAAUUGUUUACAAAAAUUACCGAAUGGUCAUAUCAAUAUAGAUGCAUUUGAUAAAUUAGCUGCAAUAGUUGGUGCUUUUACAAAACAUAUGAGUGAAAUAAAAAUUUCUGCAGGAGAACCUGGUGAAUAUCAAGCAUUUUGUCGUCAUAUGCAAAUAGUAUCAACCUUAAGUGAUUCAGAGCUUAUGAUGGCAUCUUUUGAUUGUGAGGAACCAAAUCAAGCCGAAAAAUUAAUGUACGAUCUAAUAUAAUGUGUUCAAAUUAUAAUAAGAAAAAAAAAAUCGAUUUAAGUUAAUUCUCUUAAAUAUAAUGGUUAUAUUAAAGAAAUAAUGAAUUAAAAAAUUAAAGAAGAAAUUCAAAAAAUAUGUAUAAGUACUAUAAAUGAGUGAAAUUUUUCUAUUUCUACGAAAAAUUUGAUCAAUUUUUAUAAUGCUCUUAUUUCUCUCUUAUUUGUUCUCAUGAUUUACUUUU
This is a messenger RNA of Condylostylus longicornis, 2395 nucleotides long. Its product is annotated as ras-GEF domain-containing family member 1B. The record is from RefSeq and is a predicted model, not a curated record. Lineage: Eukaryota; Metazoa; Arthropoda; Insecta; Diptera; Dolichopodidae. Gene Ontology annotation, biological process: Ras protein signal transduction; positive regulation of GTPase activity. Bases 280 to 2175 code for a protein of 631 amino acids. Gene Ontology annotation, cellular component: plasma membrane. The transcript has 11 exons. Gene Ontology annotation, molecular function: guanyl-nucleotide exchange factor activity.